Messenger RNA from Cadophora gregata, 642 nucleotides. RefSeq lists its product as uncharacterized. Bases 1 to 642 code for a protein of 213 amino acids. NCBI's taxonomy places the organism in Eukaryota, Fungi, Ascomycota, Leotiomycetes, Helotiales, Ploettnerulaceae. The transcript has 2 exons. The record is from RefSeq and is a predicted model, not a curated record.
AUGGCCACAGCAAGAUUUAGAAAGACGUUUAAGUAUCCAACGGAUACGGAUUCCGAGGAUGACGGUCCGGAGGCGAUGGAUGAAGACGAACAAGACCAUCUCAUCCAAACAAUGCAACAAGAUAACGCAACCCGCAACGCCCAAUACUCACUCCUCCUCCUAGCCAUCUCCCUCCUCAGCACACUCCCAUACAUCCGCACCCUCUUCACACCCCACACAGCACUCCUCUCACUGCUUAGCAUAACCUCGUUGCUCUCUACAGCCUACCUGAUCCACAUCCUCCCACCUCACAUCACAGGCCUCCAAUACCUCGAUAAACUCAACAGCUCCUCCUCAUCCUCCUCCGCGCCUCGCAGUCUCGCCUCAAGGAAAGCAGCAAUGUUGCAAGCUGGCGGCGGUGGCGGACCAGUCGAGAAGUACUUACCCUUGUUGAACUGCGGGUUGUGCGUUGUGCUUGUUGGUUUAGGAGGUGUCGUGGGGAGGAGGUUGGAGGCGGGUGGAAGUGGAAGCGGGCUUUGGUGGGGGUUUGAGUGGCUACCUGCAGGUGUUUGGGGAGUCACGGUGUUGGCAAAGUGGGUUAUGGGGGGUGUGGAUCCCGAAGGAGAGCUGGGGAGUUUAAGAUAUGAGUUGAAGGGUGCGUAG